Molecule: messenger RNA, 2055 nt
Organism: Cyprinodon tularosa
Lineage: Eukaryota; Metazoa; Chordata; Actinopteri; Cyprinodontiformes; Cyprinodontidae
Gene: acmsd
Product: aminocarboxymuconate semialdehyde decarboxylase
Exons: 10
Coding region: 125-1135 (336 amino acids)
Biological process (GO): secondary metabolic process
Cellular component (GO): cytosol; cytoplasm
Molecular function (GO): hydrolase activity; carboxy-lyase activity
Source: RefSeq, a predicted model, not a curated record
UUCCAGCAGUCAUUCACCUGCUUGUCCCUGUUUUCCAGUUGAGGGUACGGAGAGAGUUUUAGCAGAGAUUCUAACGAUAGCUUGUGAUUCAGACCUUAAUACCAACUUUGUCGUAAAAAGAAGGAUGAAAAUUGAUAUUCACAAUCAUAUAUUACCAAAGGAAUGGCCCGACUUGAAGCAGAGAUAUGGUUAUGAUGGGUUUGUCCAACUACACCAUCACUGCGAGGGUGAAGCAAAGAUGAUGAGGGAUGGGAAGCUGUUCAGGGUGAUCCAGGACAACUGCUGGGAUGUAAACGCUAGACUCCGUGACAUGGACAAGUACAGCGUUACCGUUCAGGCCCUGUCGACGGUUCCUGUGAUGUUCAGUUAUUGGGCCAAACCUCAUGACACGUUGGAUCUCUGUGUCCUUUUAAAUGACAAUAUAGCCCAAACGGUGCACAGUCACCCUAAGAGGUUUGUGGGCCUGGGCACGCUGCCCAUGCAAGCCCCUGACUUGGCUGUGCUGGAAAUGAGGCGCUGUGUGAAGGAGCUCGGGUUCCCUGGAGUGCAGAUCGGUUCACACAUCAACCAGUGGGACCUCAACGCCUCUGAACUUCUUCCCUUUUAUGCUGCAGCAGAGGAGCUGGGAUGUUCCAUAUUUGUCCACCCAUGGGACAUGCAGACAGAUGGGAGGAUGGCUAAGUAUUGGCUUCCCUGGCUGGUGGGCAUGCCAACAGAGACAACCAUGGCUAUUUGUUCAAUGAUAUUUGGAGGGAUCUUUGAGAGAUUUCCAAAACUGAAAGUCUGCUUCGCUCAUGGAGGGGGCUCUUUCCCAUUUACUGUUGGCAGAAUUGAACACGGCCACAAAGUUCGCCCUGACCUGUGUGCAGUUGAUAACGCAAUCAGUCCACGUAAAUACCUCAGCUCUUUCUACACUGACUCACUGGUUCAUGAUCCAGUUGCCCUGAAGCUGCUCAUUAAUGUCAUUGGAGAAGAUAAAGUAAUGCUAGGAACAGAUUAUCCAUUCCCACUCGGCGAGCUGCAACCUGGGUCACUCAUUGAAUCUAUGGAUGAGUUUGAUGAAGCACUGAAGGAGAAGCUGCUUGCUGGAAAUGCACUGGAAUUUUUGGGCCUGAAAAAAGAGCAGUUUGUGUAACAGGAUGCACGACAGCAUCAGAUCCAGAUGCUAACGAUUUAUAUCAGAUAUAUAAAAAACCCUUUUAUUUCAUGUAAGGAUUGUCCAACAUAGACAAUAUUUCUAAAAACAAGAACUAGGGUUAUUUGCUCUUCUGAAACAUCCACUAAUUUUUUGUUGUUUUGUAUGUUUCUUUGGCGUAACCUGCAUUAAAAGAGAGACUUUCCCUGGAUAAACCUUGCUAAUUUUUUGUUCAUUUUUGCUUACCAAAAGAAUUACUAUAGAUGAUAAGAGAUUUCUUUCCCUCGCAUCAGAUGCGAUUCUGCUUUAUUAUUUAUUAAUUUUUGGGGGGUAUAUGUUUUCAAAUGCUCCUUAUUUUUAAGUUUCUGCUGGGAAAAUAUUAUAAUGUUACUUAUUGCAUCUGGCCUAUUGUUUUCCCCAGAAAAGCUCUACUCUGAAAUAUACUGCACUUAUAAAUUAAUACCUAUGCUAUUUCUGAAUUAUCCACAAAACUUACAUAUCUAAUGUAAGUAAAAUAAAAUAUUGUUUUUCUAAAUUCCAUUAUGAACGAUUUUAUUAAAUAUCAAUAGUAAUUAGUGAUUUGUUUGAUGGACAUGGGAUUGUCAAGGUUCUUUCAUUCAUAGUUUUCACAUUUUCUUCAACAAAUGGACACUUCAACAUUAUUUUUCAUUGUUAUUGUAGCAAUUUAAGUUGUAAAAAAGUUUAAUAUUACUUAUUGUCAGAUUUCAGCAGUGUAUGUAGAUUUUUUUUCUCUUGAACACUUGUUUUGAGUUUUUUUUUUAUAGUGUGCUGUGUUACUCUGGAGGAGCUUCUGGCAAUGUUACAAAUGGGUUUAUUUUACUUUUUAGGAAGCAAAUGUUAAAGUGAAACAGCAUUAAGAUUUUCAUUUAAUAAAUUCUGAUUUGAAGCAGUUGGUAUAU